Podarcis muralis (Common wall lizard) is the source of this 1463-nucleotide messenger RNA. The record is from RefSeq and is a predicted model, not a curated record. Lineage: Eukaryota; Metazoa; Chordata; Lepidosauria; Squamata; Lacertidae.
ACUUCACUGCACUAGGAACUAUAUACAUUUGAAUUUGUUCCUGUCUUUCAUUCUAAAAGCAAUCUCUGUCUUGGUCAAAGAUGAGAUCCUCUAUUCUGGUAGUAACACAGUUCACUGCUCAGAGGAUCAACCAUCCUGGACACUUCGCCUUAUAUCUCCUUAUUGGAUGGGGAAUCCCCACAGUGUUCAUCAUCGCAUGGAUUGUGUCUAGAGUCUAUUUGGAGGACACUGGUUGCUGGGAUACGAACGAUCACAGCGUUCCUUGGUGGGUUAUAAGAUUACCCAUCCUAAUUUCAAUUUUAGUGAAUUUUGUACUUUUCAUCAGCAUUAUAAGAAUUCUACUGCAAAAGCUGAGAUCGCCAGAUGUUGGAGGCAAUGACCAGUCCCAGUAUAAGAGACUUGCAAAAUCGACAUUGCUGCUUAUACCACUGUUUGGAGUUCACUACAUGUUGUUCGCGGUCUUUCCGAUUCGCAUUUCUAAUAACUAUCAGAUCAUUUUUGAGUUAUGUCUGGGAUCUUUUCAGGGCCUGGUUGUUGCAGUCCUAUAUUGCUUUCUGAACAGCGAAGUACAAGGCGAACUGAAAAGAAAAUGGCGGAGUUGGUGUUUGAACCAAAGAAUGGGCCGAGAUUACAGACUUCACAGCUCUUCUAUUUCUCGGAACGGCUCAGAAAGCAUCUCCCAGUUGCAUCGUAAUUCAGCGACUCAGUUUUCCCUCCAAACGGAAACCACAGUGAUAUAAGCCACGUGGGUGCCUGCAAAAGACUAAAGAUCAUAGGGCAUAUCGCUGCAUUGUACAGCUCAGUCAGCGUGAUAACAUUUUAUAACGUCUGUAGAGUUUUUACCCUGUUUUUGUCUACAUGUCAAAAUGUGGGGAUGGCCUAGUGCAGGUCGUGGUAUCCUUUGAGUUUAGCCUUAGAACUUGUUUUCAGCUGUAGGAUUUGUGUGUCAUUGGGCCAUAGGAAGUGGUGUGUUUUGAUGCAUUUUUAUUAGUUAUCAUUCUGACCCCUGCCAAUUCCAUGCUGAAAAUAAUUGGGAUUUACUGGAUUAAGAAAAAGAAAAGUUGUGCUGCCUCAGACCAAUGUCCCUCUAGUUCAGCAUCCAUUUUUUCCAACAGUGUUCAGCCAGAUAUCUCUAAAAAGAUCACAGCAAGACAUGAAGGCAAGAGUCCUCUACCGUGGUUGCCCUCUAAAACUUGAUAAUUUUGGAGAUGCACUUCCCCUGAACCGGGAUGGUAUAUAUAGGCAUCAUGAAUGGCAGCCAUUGGUACCCUAAUAUUUCACAAAUGUAUCUAAUCCUCUUUAAGGUCAUCUAAGAUGCUGGCCAUUGCCACACCUUGUGAUAAUGAGUUCCAUAGAUAAAUUAGGUGAGGUCUGAAGAACUUCCUUUUGUCUGUGCUGAAGUUCCUGCCAGUCACUUUCAAUUCAUCACCCUCGCAUCUGAAUCAUUCUCCCAGAUGCCCACU